This is a messenger RNA of Paralichthys olivaceus (Japanese flounder), 2779 nucleotides long. RefSeq names its product reticulon 2b (gene rtn2b). Gene Ontology annotation, cellular component: endoplasmic reticulum membrane. Lineage: Eukaryota; Metazoa; Chordata; Actinopteri; Pleuronectiformes; Paralichthyidae. The record is from RefSeq and is a predicted model, not a curated record.
UGAAAGCCAACAGUGGGAGCGCAAGGAAGAGAGGAGAGCAGGCAGGAUCGCUGCUGAAAUGGCCACCAAACUUGUGGAUCUGAUGUACUGGCGGAGCGUGAGGUGGACCGGUGUGGUGUUCACAGGGCUGGUGAUCAGUCUGGCGAGCCUGUUCCAGCUCAGUGCCAUCACCGUGCUUUCCCACAUCUGCCUGGGUAUCAUGAGUGUCACCUUCCUCAUACGCCUCUACUACAAGCUGCUGGAGCUGAUGCGCUGGAACCCCGGGGUGCACCCUUUCCAGUCAUAUCUGGAUUAUGACAGCACCCUGACAGAUAAGGAUACAGUGAUGCUGGUGGAGGAGGUGGUGCUUCUGGUUGCAUUCGCUGUUACAGAGAUCAAACGGCUCCUUUUCAUCGACAGCGUGAUUGACUCCAUAAAGUUUGUUGCGCUCCUGUAUCUGUUGACUUAUGUCGGUGUCCUAAUCAACGGACUGACUCUGAUCAUAACUGCUGUGAUCACUGUUUUCUCACUUCCUCUGUUUUACAAAAAGCAGCAGGUGCGGAUAAGGAAGAUUGUUCGAGCGGUAAAAGCUUUUGUGAAGAAAAUCAAAAACAUGUGCCUCAAUCUGUAUAGUUCAGUGAGACCCUCCUCUGUUCCUACACCUCCCCCGAAACCUGCAGCUGUACCCGCCGCCAAACAGAAAGCCAAAUCAAAGUAACUCGUUUUGUGGUGUUGAAGGCACCCAAGUUUGGGAUUUGGAAAAUGUUGGAAAGGUACAUCCUCUGUGGGGGCCGCUAGAGGGGCAGCUCAUUUCCAUCUCUGCACCGCGAUGUUUGUUCAUGGGAGCAAGUUUUAAUUGAUCCUGACGGCUGAAACAAAACUACCAUUCACUCAAGGACGGGAAGGGGAAAUGUAUGAGCAGAGGAAUUUUAUUUACAGAGAUGUUUUGUUGGCAGUGUUUAGAAUAACUAGUUCACACAGUCAUGCAGUCCAGCUAGGGACAGCACACAAUAUCACUGGUUCUUUUCGUUUAAUAACAUCUUGAUUUUUACAGAAUGAGAACUGUGCUCCUGUUGAUCUGCAAAACAUCUCAUCAUGAAGCUAUGAAGCAUUAUUGCUGCUUUCAUUAUUUAGCAUCAAUUAAUUUCAGUUGAAUAGACAUUUGAUAAUAUUAUCUGCAUCCAUCAAUUAAAAUAUUUUUAUGCUUGCUAUGUUAAAGAACAAGUCAAUCCAGCUUCAAUAUAACGCAGUAGAAACAGAGAAUAAAGUUUAGUUCACCCACUUUAAUGACGACAAUAAAUGAUAUAAAAACUGUCCUGCAGUGAAUUACGCUGCUUUACGGUACUAGACAGCAGUAACUUUAUACUUUACAGACUACCGUUGGUUUUAAAAACCCCUAACCCUAACCCCCCUAACAGCUGACUGUUGUGGCUGAAAACAAAGCUUUGAGAGCAGUGAGAGAUCUGAUCGGUCAAGUGUGCACCAGAAAAAGAAAAAAAAAAGAAAAACUCUGCAAAGCUGGGGGAACUGCAGAGUCCAAUGAUAACAUCUGCUGUUCAUUAUUUAUACUUGGAUUAUAUUGAUUAUAAAUGAUUAAGUGCUUUAAUCCUGCCAGUGUAUGUCUCCAGUUGCUCUUUCAAACUCUCUUGGAGCAACAGGACAUGCUACUAGUCUGCUGUCAUGUUCACAAAAACUUUUACCUUUUUGUCCAAGACAUAACUACAUAUAUAACUUUCUUUAAACCAUGUUUGAAUUGCAAAAAGUUGCUCCAUAACCUGCCAUCAGAGGACAACAGGAAAUAAACAACAAAAAUAUUCAUCUUCAUCAUCAGACAUUAGACACUUACUGACAUAAAGGUUUGAGACAGAGGAAUGGGUCAAAUUAGCAAAUUGAGCUGUGCAACAUAAUGUUGCUGACAACUUGAGAAUAACAAGAAGAUGAAGAGGACAGGUAAAUAGAUAAAUAGCAACUUUAAGAAUCCAUUAAUAUUUAUACUCAGACCUCUUCCAAUGGAAGGUCAGGCUCAGCAUCCUGAAGAGAAAACACAGAUUGCUCCUGUGGCACCAAGAAAAGUAUUAUUUGACUAAGAAUAGUCCAAUGCUCAAACAUCUCCUCAUCCACAUUUUCCAAAUCAACCAAACGAUUCUAUUGUCUUCACUGUAGCUCAGGACACUUCAGUCGUUAACUGACAUGGAGCAGUUGGAUUUAUUUCUGUAACUUUCUGUUCAAGCUCUGGCCGGGGCUGAAAAGUUGCUAGAAAUCGUCCAGUGCUUUAACAAAUGAGGUUUAAUCGAUUAUUGCGAAUAUUUCAAUUUUUGGUGAACUUUUCCUCUAUUCUGAAAACUGUAUGGUUUUAGCUGCCAAACCUGAGCCAGUCAACUGUAAGCAGUUAUUUCAGUGCAGCUGGUGAGCUACUGUUAGCAUGUCAGAUUAGUGUUCGUGAUCAUGUGGCGCUCUCUAGUGGUCAGUGUUUUAGAAUUUAAAACGAAGCUGCACUCAUACUGCCAUGUCUUAAUGAGCUUAUGUUAUUCACUGAAAUUUUACAUUGUGAUGCAGGAUUUCAGCAGCAUUCAAGCUCAGUUAAUAUCAUUUAACACUACUGUCAAUUGUGCAACAAAAUAAAGGUGUAAUUGUGGUCUUCAGAGAAGUAGAGCCCAUCGCUUGAAGCUAUAGGCACAGUCUGUAACAGUUCUCACUGUUUUUUUAGGUUUACUUACUUCUAUAGGUAUUUAUUAUUUUGUAUUGUUUUUCUUCCUAUUAUCAUGUCGCUCCCCGAAUAAAAAAAAAAAACUUGUUUACA